AUGUCCGAUUGCUCUUCAAUUGCAAAAAAACGGGCGCGCGAUCGCCGGGCGCAGCAGACGCUCCGAGAUAAGAAAUUACGCUAUACGGCCGAACUCGAGGCACAGGUGGCUCAUUGCGAGAAAUACCAUAACGAGGAGGGAGUUAAAGGCCUCUUAGAUUCUAUCGAAGCUCUUCGCAGACAAAAUGACACCCUUGUUGCUCGCCAGACAUCGCUAAGUUCUCUGAUUCGGUCGUGGGAGGAAGCCGAAGUGACAGGAUUUUCGAUUGCAUCAACGAUCCCGAGCUUCCAGGCCUCAACUUCACCGUCACCGCAAGCAAUACACUUGGCCCAGUCCUUAGAUCCCAAAACAUUAUGGGACAAGCUUCCUCUGUACUAUGACAACUUUGCCCGUCCUCAGAGUGUAUCCUGUCCCUGGUUCGCCUAUCCGUCACAAAUAGCCCGUUCUCCCGACUCUCCCGAAUCUCCUCUCGACAUUCUUUAUGGCAGCAAGACAAAUCCACUAGCAGCCAUGAUCCAUGAGGCAAUUGAACGACGGCCAAUUCGUGAUCCUGAAAGAUUGGCAAUGGGAUGGAUAGCAUAUCACUUUACGAAAUGGAUCAUCACGCCGAGUCCGGAUGCUUAUGAAAGAUUACCCUUGUUCUUACGGCCCACUCAAGAACAGUUCCAGUGCAAACAUCCUCUUGCAUUGAGCUGUUGUCCCUGGCCGAAAAUGAGGUCAAAUCUGAUUUGUCAAUGGUCGCGUUAUGAAAACUGUCGCGAUGAAAUAUUCGGGCUCUUCGCAUGUUGUGUGAAGAUUCGCUGGCCAUGGGGCGUGAAAAUCCUUGAGCGAAAUGAAAAGAAUGAGCUCUGUCUCAAAGAAUCAUUUUACGAGAUUUUCAUGAAAGAAGAGGGAUGGGGUAUUACACAAGAGUUCAUAAAUAAGUAUCCGAAUCUUGUGGCUGGCAUGGACGUUGACUCACUCGUUUAUAAUAUAACAUUCGACUAA
This is a messenger RNA of Penicillium macrosclerotiorum, 987 nucleotides long. Its product is annotated as bZIP transcription factor. NCBI's taxonomy places the organism in Eukaryota, Fungi, Ascomycota, Eurotiomycetes, Eurotiales, Aspergillaceae. The transcript has a single exon. The coding region runs from base 1 to 987 and encodes 328 amino acids. The record is from RefSeq and is a predicted model, not a curated record.